CCGCACUCUUCCUUCAACGACGUUGUCCCAAUGCCGUGGGAUCAACUAGGGAAGCUACUCUCAGAUCAAUGUAGUGACGAGGAGGCUGGCGCUGGAGACGGUGAGCCCCCCGUUGUCGGGCACUGGGCUAGCCUGCAAGCUGCCAUUGCCAGUGAGUGUUUUGAUGUGGAGGCUGGCGCUGGCGACGCGGAGCCGCCCGUUGUCGGGCGCUGGGCUGGCCUCGAGGCUGCCAUUGCCAGUGAGUGUAUUGACGAUGAGGAGGCUGGCGCUGGCGACGAGGGCCGAGCUGGCGUCGAGGUGCCGCCGGCGCAUUUGACGCCCAAACAAUUUCUCAGGCUCGGAAAAGAGAGUUUGGAUGAUGACAGUUGCUUGGUGCCAGAUGCAGGCGUUGGCGGUCCAGCUGGCGGCCCAGCUGGCGCCCCGCACGCUGCGGCGGCGGACAUGGCGAUAGUUCCCCUUUUGUUGCCAGGUGCUGCCGCUGAGGACCCAGAUGACAUCGGCCCUGUUGAAGAUAUUGCCGUCGCAGGUGUUCAUUUACGUAGUGUGUCUUUGUUAUGGGAACGGGUCCGCCAGUGCGACGCACGAGACCUAACGGAUGCAGUUUCGAUGCGGAUUGCCGACCAUUAUUUGUCCACGAAGCGUUCGCAUGCCAGCUUGAAGGUAGAGGCCGAGAUGUUGGGCACGACGCCGUUCACGUUGUCGAGACGGCGGCGGUGUCUCGCCAUGGCAGGCUUGUCGAUAUUGCAUUCCGACGCCAUCAAUGGAAUGCGGCAUGUUAUUUCAAACACACGCAGGGCAGGAGGAAAGUUGCUUCUCUUUAUGGAAUCGCGCCAAUAUGAUGAACCGCCUACGCGUCUGCGCGUCGCCGACGUUGAGUUUAAUGCAGUUUUGAAGGCGAGCUCCACGCUUUCACCUGAAGAAGAGAAGCUUGCGUCGUCACCCAAUGAAGUUUCACAGCAGACGGUUUUGGCCACUUGCUGGAUGUUCAGUCUCAUGGUCGGUGCUGAUGGAUAUUUCCAGACGUUUCGCUUCUCUCUGCCAGCGUGGCAUCAGAGCAUGGCCAGCAAGCAUCCAGAGUGCUACAUGCAGCGUCUUGAAGAAAACCAGGCCGAGGUUGGGUGAUAGACCUGACUGCUUCGAUCGGUGCCAGCGCCUCGUGGCCACAGAUGGCGAUGCAUCCAUCGUGCGCCGCCGCGGAGCGUGGCCUCGUUUGCACGCCUUUAUAUAAGCGUUUUAAUGUUUUGCACUUGAAGUGCGCCGUGCACAGGAUAGCAAAUAUUCAUGCCAAGGUGAUGGAUUUCAGUUGUCGCGACAUCAACGGGUUGGAAAGUGCGAGCAGGUCGAGGACCCGGCGAGGGAGAUUCACGUCAUGAAUUCGUUAGCAACCAGCGGACGUGUUCACAUACGCCCCAGCGGAGCUGGAUUCGUGUGUUGGCUAUUGUGACACUCAAACCGUAGCCCGUGGAGGAGAAGAGGGAAGCCCGCGAACUGUAACUCAUCGUUGACAGCUGCAUGUCUUGUUUCCGAGUGGCCAGCGACAUUUGGACUUGCUCAUGCAUUCGGAUUCUUUUGACCGGGACAAUGGCAGGAGACGGUGGCGUAGGU
Messenger RNA from Prorocentrum cordatum, 1605 nucleotides. The record is from the annotation of a GenBank genome assembly. Lineage: Eukaryota; Dinophyceae; Prorocentrales; Prorocentraceae.